AUGAAUUAUAACAUUUAAAAAUUUGCAUUUCAAAUUCCAUUUUUUAAUGUGAAGGUUCAAAUAUAAUAAUCUAUAAAAAUAAGACUGGGGAAGAAUGAGAAAAAUUAAGUGCUCAAUUUUCCAUUUAAUCAAAUAUCGCAUGAGAAUACAUUUUCAUAAAUUAUUUGUAAGGAAAUGAUAGGAAUAAGAGCAGGGAAAAGUAUGUGUGCAACUCUAAUAUUCCAUUUAUUAUGCAUAUUAUAGAAUUGUCAAUUUAAUUGAGUUUACAGAUAAAUUGAUAGUAGAACAAAAUAUAUAAAUAAAACCUUUGGUAAUUUGUGUGAUUGCAACUGUUUUAUUGGCAAAGAUAAUUUUGUUAAAUAAAGCAUAUUGCUCUGUAUUUUUCAUACAAAAAUAAGUAUUAAAAUACAUUUAUAUUAGACCUAAGUAAUUAGUAAAAAUUCUGGGUUAUAUUAUGGUUUAAUUCUUAAGUUAAACCUUGCAUAAAUUUCCAAUUAAGCUUAUAUUUCAUUCUCCAUUGUCCAGGAAUACAUUUUUGUCAUAUUAGAAAAAAAACUAUAAUUUUUCUAAAAUAGUAUCAAAGUUUUUAAAUUGAUAAUCAAUACUGAUCUAAUAUUGUUUAUAAAAUUAGAAUUAUUUUUUUCCGAUUCAGGCAAAGGUAUUGAUUGCUUAAUCCUUGAAAAUCUAUUUAUUAUUAUUUUAUCAAAAAACUUACCUCCCAAUUUGAAAGAGCUAGAUAUUAAGGAUAAAACAAACGAAUUAUAUUUUGGAUGGAAAAAUAUUUUAAAAGAAAUAAAGGACUUUGCAUAUCCAUAAGAUUUAUAAAUUUUUCUUGAAAUUCAAACGGUUGAUAAAUGUUUUUUUAAUUUUUUACAUAAUAAAAUUGUUUUGAUGAAAAUCUUAUCACAUAUUCAACAGUCACUAAACUAUUAGAAAGAAAAAAGUAAUAGAAAUAUUGUUGUCUAGCAGAGAGGAAAAAAGCAGACAACAAAUCAAAACCUUUGGUUGUAUAAUAUUAUAGUCUAUAAGGUAGACAACAGGUUUUUCUAAAAGGCUGGGACUUUAAAGUAAAUCGUCAAUUUCUAUACUUUCAAGUUUAAGCAUAUUUUGUAGAUGAAUAGCACUAAGAGAUCCGAUAAUAUUUAAUAAAUUAAUUUUCAAUGA
Messenger RNA from Paramecium sonneborni, 1164 nucleotides. The record is from the annotation of a GenBank genome assembly. Lineage: Eukaryota; Ciliophora; Oligohymenophorea; Peniculida; Parameciidae.